Acanthosepion pharaonis is the source of this 1557-nucleotide messenger RNA. NCBI's taxonomy places the organism in Eukaryota, Metazoa, Mollusca, Cephalopoda, Sepiida, Sepiidae. The record is from the annotation of a GenBank genome assembly.
AUGCAAAUUAUAAUCCCUGUGCCCAAUGUAGUUCCUAUCCCUCCAUAUCUGCAGCUCGUGUUGCUGGUAGAUGUGGACACUUUUCUCAUUAGUUAUGCAUUGUUCACUUUCUAUCUAAUUCUCAAACGUUUUCUUUCUUUUCUCUCUGACUUUUGUUUCUCUCUUCUGUUUAUCUGUACCAUUUAUAACUUCCAUUUCAUUUUUUUAACUGCUUUUUUUCUUGAAUUCUAUCUUUCUUCAUUUGUUUCUUUCUUUAAUUGCUUUUGUUUUCUCUGUCUAUCUCUUUUUUCUUUCAGGCAUUUAUACCUACAGUUUCUUUUUUUAGCUGUUUCAUUCAGUUUUUCUGCAUUUUAUCUUUUCUCAUCUGUUUCUUUCUUUCAUUACUUUUGUUUCAUUUCUUUUCUCUUUCAGUUUCUUUUAAUUUUAUCUUUUGUUCUUUUAUUCUUUUGUUUCUUCAUUUUAUUUCUUUUUUUCAUUUCUUUCUUUAUUGUAUUUUCUAUCCAUUGCUUUCUUUUUCUUUCAUUUUUAAUCAUUUUCUUUUCUUUCUUUCUUUCUUUCUUUAUUUGUUUUCAUCUUUAUUUCAUUUUCUAUACUUUUUAUUUUUAUUUUAUUUUUUUACUGUUUUCCUUCUAUUCUUGCUUUCUUUCAUUUCUUUUGCCUCACUUUUUCUUUCAACUAAUUUUUUCUUCCAUUUUUCAUAUUUCUUUCUUCAUUCAGUAUUUUUGCUCUCUUUUUCAUUUUUCUCUUUCCUCAAUUAAGCUUCUUUUUUUUUCUUUUUCCUUUUUAUUACUUUUUUAUCAUUUUUCUUUUUGCUCUUUCCUUUUUCCAUCAUAUUCAAUUUAUUUUUUCUCAUCUUCUUUGUUUUCCAACUGUCCUAUUUUUUUCAGUUUUUAUCCUAAUUUGACUUCUUCCAUAUUUUCUUUCAUCCCUUUUCACUUUGUUUCUUCACUUUUACUAAUUUAUUUUUCAUUCUUUUUUCUUCAUUACUUCAAUAUCAUUCUUUUCAUUUUCUAUUUCUCUUUUCUUUUACUUUUUCUUUCCCAAACUUUCUUUUUCCUUUCUUUCAUUUUUACUUUGCUUUUAAAUUUAUUCUCUUCCUUUUCUUUUCUAUUUUUCUGUUCUUCCUGUCUUUCUAAUUUAUUUCACUUCAUUUUACUCUUUCUGUUUAGUCUUUCUUUUUUGAUUUUUUUUACUUUUUUCUUUUUAAUUUUAUUUCUUUUAUUUUACUUUACCUUUAAAUUAAUUUUCUUCUUUCUUCUCCUUCUUUUCUUUCUAUUUAUUUUCUUCUUUCUUUUUUGUUUUUAUUCCUUUCUUGCUUUCAUCCAUCCUUUCUUUCUUUCUCUUUUUCUUUCUUUAAAUUUCUUUUCUUUCUUUUUUUUUCUUGCUUACAUUUUUACUUUCACUUUAAAUUUCUUUUCUUUGUUUUCAUUUUUUCUUGCUAUCAUCCAUUCUUUUUUCUUUUCUUUUCUUUUCUUCCUUUUUCUUCCCAGACCAGUUUCUUCCAUUGUUCUUCACCUAUUAUCUCUUUCCGCAUCAUUCUUCUUUCUAAUCUUUUGA